CGCCGAGAAUGGAGCUCUGGGGCACGCUGCGCCACAAGAUCAGCGGCGGCGCCGUCGACUCGGACUCAGACGCGUACGUCCAGCAGUUCUUUGAUGCGACUCCCGAAGAGGACGCCUGGGCCCUCGCGCACUACCGCGACGCCGUCACCGCCUUUGUGACGCAGCACGUGGCCGACGGCCGCCGCGUCGCGCUCGUCACGUCGGGCUCGGCGACCGUGCCGCUCAACGACCAAGGAUCGAUGGACGCCGUCUCAUACGGCGACCGCGGCGCCGCGAGCGCGGAGCAGCUUCUCCGCGCCGGCUACGCUGUGCUCUUUCUGCACCGGCAGGGCUCGCUCGCUCCCUUUUCGCGCCAUUUCCAGCGCUACAUCCAAGACAACGUGUUCAUGUCCAUGUGCCAAAUGGACGACGAAGGUAGCUUGGUGUUCCGCAGCGACGACGCCGACCGCAAGGCCUUCAUUGCCGAGGUGCUCGAGAGCUCGCAAGCCACGUCGGCGCGGCUCUUCCACCUCCGCUUCACGACGGUCCAGCAGUACAUGCACUACCUCCGCAUGGCCUCGAUGGCGCUCGAGGUCGUCAACACGCGCGGGCUCAUCUUGCUUGGCGCGUCGGUCCUCGACUAUUACGUGCCGUCGUCGACAACGACCGCGAUCUACUCCAACUUGAACGCUGACAGCAUGCCGACGUCGCCGUCCCAGAAGGAGAAGAACGCGCUCACGCUCAACCUCGUGCGCACGCCCAACUUGAUCCGGAAGAUCCGCAAGGAGUAUGCGCCAACGUCGUUUCUCAUCACACUCAAGGCCGUGGCCGACAAGAACCUCAUGCACGAAGCGGCGUACAAUGACAUUGAGCGCUGGGGCGUCGACCUCGUCGUCGCCAACUCGCCGAUGCUGCCCGACGAGCUCGCGCUCAUCUCGGAGCAAGAAGAGUUUAUCGUCGCACCCAAGCUCGACAACGACGUCGACCUCGACACGCUGUGCGCGGCCGCGCUCGUCGAGGCCCACCGCAACUUUACCACGUCGCGCGCGAUCCUCAAGCAGAGCAAGGCGCUGUUGCUCAUGACGGCCAAAUUCUCCAUGAUGAAGGAGAACGACACGCUCAACGUGGACGCGGAUGGGAACAAGAACGUGCCCUUCAAGAUUGGCGUCCGCGUCCGCGUCGACCGGUCGCUUGGCGAUGCGUCGCCGAUCUACGAGCUCAAGCACAUUUUCCAGAACCGCAGCCACUGCGCCCGCGUGCACAUUUGGCAGCGCGUCGACGGCGACAUGGAUGUCAUGGUGGCCUUUUCGCCGGCCGGUACGCCCGACACGGUGCGCGCGCUCUGGGGCGACUUUUGGGGCGGCUGGGCCGAAGACGAGAUUGCCGAGUUCAAGGAGCAGGUCGGCCACCUCUCGCUCGGCUCGGCCCUGUACGGCCUCGCGCAGGGUGUCACGGCGACCGUCGGCGGCGACUACUCGCAAGCGCACCAGAUGCUGAGCUACAUUGCGUCCAAGAUUGGCUCGGCGUGGUCGGAGGGCGAGCAGACGCGCAUUCGCCAAGCGAUCCAGAACAUGCUGGCCGUCAACUUUAACCGCGGUCUCGUCGAGUGGACUGACUUGCAUUCGGUGGACGACCUUCGGUUUGCGGCCUCGACCGUGCCGACCCUCCAGCGCAGCGGCACGAUGACGUGCCAAGAAGCCGAGAUGCUCUCCAUGCGCCGCAAGCCGCGCUCGGGCAGCGGCGACCUCAGCAACGACGGCGAGAGCGACGACGACAAGUAUGCGCGCGCCGAAGUCGUCAAGGUGCACAAGGCGCUGCUCUCGUACUUUGACGAGAUGGUGCAAGAAGGGCUCAUUGACGCCGUCUUGCCUUACGUGGCCAACGGCAUUCCCAUGCACGUGACGGGGUACUCGAUGGGCGGCAUGCUCGGCCAGCUCUUUUGCCUCAAGCUCGCGGACGUGGCGUUUGCCAAGUGCAAUGUGCCCAAGUGCAAUCUCGCCAAUGUGACGGGCGUGUUUUUCGGCACGCCGCGCGUCGGCGAUGCGGGGUUUGCGGCCCGCCUCAAGCUCCUCUACGGCGGGUACCAGCUGCUCAACGUCAUGCACCCGCUCGACACGGUGCAUGCAUUUCCGCCGACCUCGGAAGGCUACGCCGAUGCGAUGCUCAAGGUGUUUUUGAAGGAGGACGGCGCGUCGAUGGGCCGCCGCCGCGCGACGCGCUUUUCGAUGCUGCCGCUCUCGCGCCGCAUGGACAAGCUCAUUGACGCGGCCAAGGCGCGCUCGACCGAGCCGUGCAAGCUCUGUGCCCGCGUCGACCACGAAACGGACCACCACCGGUGCCGGUACUGCACGCGGCGCGGGGACCACCGCGGCGACGCGUGCCCGUACCGCGCCGAGGGCUGCGUGCUCUGCGGCAGCAAGCGCCACGCGACGGGCGAGCACCGCUGCAGCGUCUGCGCGCAGUAUGGCCACCGCGGCCGCGACUGCCACCAGCAAAGCACGGUCGGCACGCUCGAGAUGCUCGCGUACUUUCGCUUCCACGACUUUUUGUACUACAACAACAACCUCAAAAAGUCGGUCGAGUUUUCGACGGGCUGAGUUGCGUUGUGUGUGUAUAUUUAAUAGCAGUUUACUGCGUUU
Molecule: messenger RNA, 2618 nt
Organism: Saprolegnia parasitica CBS 223.65
Lineage: Eukaryota; Oomycota; Saprolegniomycetes; Saprolegniales; Saprolegniaceae
Exons: 1
Coding region: 9-2576 (855 amino acids)
Biological process (GO): lipid metabolic process
Source: RefSeq, a predicted model, not a curated record